Messenger RNA from Pseudophryne corroboree (corroboree frog), 1995 nucleotides. Its product is annotated as gamma-aminobutyric acid receptor subunit pi-like. The transcript has 12 exons. Gene Ontology annotation, biological process: chemical synaptic transmission; nervous system process; regulation of membrane potential. Gene Ontology annotation, molecular function: neurotransmitter receptor activity; extracellular ligand-gated monoatomic ion channel activity; GABA-A receptor activity. The record is from RefSeq and is a predicted model, not a curated record. Gene Ontology annotation, cellular component: GABA-A receptor complex; neuron projection; plasma membrane. The coding region runs from base 565 to 1860 and encodes 431 amino acids. NCBI's taxonomy places the organism in Eukaryota, Metazoa, Chordata, Amphibia, Anura, Myobatrachidae.
GUGGUACCUCUCCUCCAAGAUCUCACCAAUAGGGUCAGAAGAGCAUGAGCCGAGCUGUGAUUGGAGGAGCUCGGCACAUGCAGAUUAGGACAGCCCCUGAUUGGAGGAGCUGUCACAUGCUCCUCUGACCCCUGGAGCACUGAGGAUCUCACAGCAUGGCCCUUGUCUGAAUGGGGUUCUUUUCAUCACAGCAUCGAAUCACCUGCUAGAUCAUCAUCCAUCUGAUUAACCCUAAGGCUACUCAGGUUAGCCCUCGCAGCUCCGUAGCCGAGGCCAGGAAGUCUGUAUCGGAACAGGUCCUGUGCAUGUGCAGCUGCCACACCAUUGGAGAGUACAGCUGAAAACCUCCAGAGCCUGGCUCCUGCACACAUCUAACACAUAUCAACAUGCUGUGAUCCUGACAAUCCCUUACAGACUACAGGAGUGAAUCUCUCCACAACUUGUUACCACAUAAGCUUCUCAGGAUUCUUCAUUUCCCUGCAUAUCCUCAGAAGAAAAGAUAUGUGCAAAACCAACUUAUAGAAAAUACUAUUGUUGCUGCUGCUUCAAUUUCCAGGACUAAAAAUGUAUUAUUGUCACUUGGGAAUCAAAGCACUCCUAUCAAUCUUGUGCAGCAUCAUGUACAGUUCCAUUGUUAAUGCUGAAGGAAAAGAGGGAGAGAUUCUUCCCCCAACAAUACAAAAGCUAAUGAGAGGAUACAACAAAUAUCUACGGCCCUUCUUUGAUAAUGGACCUGUGACAGUGGGAAUGAGUUUGGAUAUUGCCAGCAUUGAUACAAUAUCAGAGAUUAACAUGGAUUACACGGCGACCAUAUUCCUGAGACAACGCUGGACAGAUGAAAGGCUCUGCUUUGAAGGCAACAAGAGCUUAAGUUUAGAUGGUCGUCUGGUGGAGCUGCUGUGGGUGCCAGACACAUUUAUAGUUGAUUCAAAAAAGUCUUUCCUUCAUGACAUCACUGUGGAGAACCGUCUCAUACGGAUUUACCCAAAUGGAACAGUACUUUAUGCUUUAAGAAUAACUACUACUGUUGCAUGCAGCAUGGACCUAACAAAGUAUCCCAUGGAUAAGCAGACGUGUACCUUGCAAUUGGAAAGCUGGGGCUAUAACAUUAAUGAUGUGAUGUUCUACUGGACCAGAGGAAACGAUUCAGUACGAGGGCUGAAUACCCUGCGCUUGGCACAAUAUACGGUGGAAGACCAUUACACAUCUGUGUCUGAAGCUGUGUAUGAAACCGGGCGUUAUCCAAAGCUGGUGUUCCACUUUGACCUCAAAAGAAACAUUUUGUAUUUCAUUCUGGAGACAUAUGUACCAUCAAUCCUUUUGGUUGUCCUCUCCUGGGUGUCCUUUUGGAUAAGUCAGUCUUCAGUACCUGCAAGAAUUUGUAUAGGUGUCACAACUGUUCUUACUAUGACCACACUCAUGAUGGGCGCCAGAACUUCUCUUCCGAAUGCAAACUGCUUUAUAAAGGCUAUUGAUGUCUACCUUGGCAUUUGCUUCAGCUUUAUAUUCGGAGCUCUACUGGAAUAUGCGAUUGCACACUUUUGUACUCUACAUCGCCCUGCUCCAAGGAACACUACUACGAAUGACCCUAAUGAGGAGGAAGAAGAAGAAGAUAUUGAUAUGAAUGGAACCAUUGCUGCUGUUUCCAGUGGAGGAAACAGACAAACAGGAGUUAAUGUCAUUAAAAAACAGAAGAGUCGAAUGCGCCAAAUCUCCCCGACCAUGAAGAGACUCCUCUGUAUUUUUUAUUGCUUCCAGGUUGAGAAUCCUCAUCACAUAGACAAUUACUCUAGGCUCUCAUUUCCAUUGUGCUUUAUGAUAGUAAAUGUUAUUUACUGGGGGUAUUAUCUGUAUUUUUGACCUAUUCAGGCUCAAUAAUAAUAUCAUUGUCACUUAUUUGAAGACAAUUAAAACAAAGCAAAAAAAAGUAAAAAAAAAAAAAUAUAUAUAUAUAUAUAUAAAUAUAUACUGUAUACUCCUGAAAACUGAAAGGAA